AUGCUUCCACAAGAUGAUAUAUCAGAAGCAAAAACAUUCCCAAACCCAGAUGCCGAUAUUUCAAUUGAUUCUCCUUUUGAAAAUGAGCAUGAAAUCACAAGAGAAAGACAAAUAAGUCUCUUGGAUGAUGAAAGCUCCAUAAAUCCUCUUAAUUUAACCUGUAAACCUGAGUCUUUCGGGUACACAUUGGAGGAAGCUCUUUUUUUAUUUCCAAACGUUACAUAUCCAAGAUGUGAAGAGCAAUAUAUAUCAAGCCCAGAAGCGUUUUAUAUUAAUCGUACUGAUAAUACUCUACAUAUGAAUUGCACAGGAAAGGUCGCUUUAGGAUUUUUGGAGGCAGAUGAAGAAUUCGGGAAAUAUUGGUAUUAUGAUAGACUAAAGGAUUAUAAUGGAGAGCCAUUAGCCCUUGAGACAGAGGAAUAUGCAUUUGGGACAUGCGAUAUCUCAAAAUGGUCAAAAUUUGAGCAUGUCGCCUAUAAAGUGAGAUUAAAUGAAGAGUCUUUACAAAGGGCUAAAAAUUCAUUACGUAGUAAACCUAUAAAUAUUGUUAUGCUAGUAAUUGAUUCUCUAUCACGGAGAAUGUUCUUUAGAAAGCUUCCAAAAUCUGUGGACUAUAUAAAUUCAAUUGCAAAAAAUGUAUCCAUUUUUGAUUUUAAAUUGCACCAUGUUAUGGGGCAAAAUUCUCAAUAUAGCUUUAUGCCCACAUUUUAUGGAGAUAUACCGAUUGUGGUAUCUCCUUUUAUGCAGGGAGAUUUAUAUUAUGACGUCUCCAUAUGGAAAUAUUUGCACGAGAGAGGCUUUGUAACAAUGAUGGGAAUGGACAAUUGUGAUGAUAAUUUACCACAAUUUAUAGGAAGAAAACCUAAAGUUGACCACAAAAUGGGCUCGAUAUGGUGUGCAGCUAGCGCUCAAUAUGGGUAUAGUGAAGCCUUAAAGAGAGAAAGAUGUAUUGGGAAUAAAAAUGCCCAUGCGUGGAUGAUGGACUAUAUUUUAGACUUUUCAGACGUCUAUAAAGAUGUAUCGAGAUACACUUAUAUGCAUAUAGAUACAGCUCAUGAGGAAACAGGAACUGUAGUAGCUACAAUAGAUUUGGAUUUAAAAAAGUUCCUUGAGGAAUUUUUUAGCAGAGAUGAAGAUUCUAUACUGUUUUUGAUGGGAGACCAUGGGAUGAGAUAUGGGGAAUGAUUCAAAUCAAAAGAUGGUUCACAUGAACACAAAUUGCCACUUUUAUUAAUAAUGGCGAAGGACAGAGUCUUAGAAAAGAUUCCAAAUAGCUCAAAAAUUUUAUUACAAAAUACAAACAGAUUAUUAAGUAAAUUUGACUUUCAUACAAUUCUACAGCAUCUUGGAAAUUAUCCUGAUCUAGAAUCUCACAGAGAAGAAAUUAGAGCAAAAACUUCAAAAAGACUAACAACUUACAAUUGGUUCACAGAAUAUGUACCAGAUAACAGAACUUGUGAAGAUGCUGGGAUCCCUAUAUUUUGGUGUUGCUGCAAAUCUUUUAAAGAAAUUAAAGAAGAUAUGAAUUCAGAAAAUUUCCGAAAAUUAACAAAUAGUGUUAUAGAAGUAUUCAAUACAGAAAAUAAUAUAUAUUCUAUAUGAAUGAAAACAAUGUGCUUAAAAUUGAAUUUAAAUCAAAAUACAUACAUAGGGAAACUCGAAGAUGAAGAUCUUGAUUAUUAUAAAAUAAAAUUUACAAUUAAAGAAAAAGAAUCAGCAAUGCUUGAAGUUAUUGUAAGGCUCUCGAGCUGAUAUAUACAAAAACAUGAAUCAGAAUAUUUUAGUGUAAAAAGUAUCGAUUUCGGCCAAAUGAGGUUUUUCAAUAUAAUGAAUGUCAAUAGACUGGACUCGUAUGAUAGUAUAUGCAAAGAAAAAAUAAUUCAACAAAAGUAUGACCCAACCUAUUGCAUUUGUGAUGAGGAUGAUUUUAAGAGAAAAUAUUUAAAUACCACAGACGGGAGCAAUAAUCCAGGAAACUCAUAA
This is a messenger RNA of Blepharisma stoltei, 1983 nucleotides long. The record is from the annotation of a GenBank genome assembly. NCBI's taxonomy places the organism in Eukaryota, Ciliophora, Heterotrichea, Heterotrichida, Blepharismidae.